AGCUCCCAGUAUUAAUACUCUGGACGUCCUGAAGUUUGGAUUAGAAACGACAAGAAUGGGGGAAAAUUACCAGUACCCUAUUUUCUUCGAGUGUAACAAGCUUCAUGGGGAGCAGAAGAAUAAAUUACAGGCAUAUUUUCGUGUCCGCCGACGGUCCGGUGGAGGAGACUGCGGCCCAUUGACAAGAGUGGCCCAGGACGUCUACAGGAUAGCGUUCAAAAAUCAGACGGAUCAACAGGAAGUACUGAGGAGAUCCGAGCAUGCAGUUAACUUCAGUGAUGGUCGUCUGGUGUUCAGUGUCAGGGGCAGCCUGUCACCUCCGACCUCUCCUCAAGACACCACCCCUGCAGCGCCAGCAGAGACCCAACAGUCCAUUCCUGACUCAACUGCCACACUGAGUGGUAAGGAAGUUGAAGAAAAACUAGAAGAACUGGAGCUUUCUACCCUGAAGGACUCUCCUGAUUCAGAGGAACCGCUCAGCUCUGGUUAUUACUCUGCAGAGCAUUACCAAGUGAAGGAAGAGACCUUAGUGAGGAGAUUAUCUCAAACUGAACCUGUGGGUGGAGUCAGUGACCAGAGGGGAGAGAAGGGCCGACAGUCUGAUGGUACUCUGAGCCAAUAUGGUAAAAAUCUACAUGAGGAUGAAGCACCUACAGAAAACCUACAGUGUUUAGAUGUAGAAGAUGAGCCACAUUUAAGUGAGCGUUUUGGAACUUUGAGUUUCUCUGAAACAACCACACCAGUAGCCACCUACACCCUUACUGAUGGUAUUCAGUUGGUGGUGUAUCAGGGGGACAUCACCACGUUUGAAGCUGACGCCCUGGUGAACUCUGCCAAUGAGGAUCUGAAUCAUUGCGAAGGCGUCGCUGCUGCCCUGAGUCAGGCUGGGGGUCCUGAAGUACAGAGUGAAAGCGAUAAUCUAAAGAAAUAUAAAGGAAAAAUCCCUACAGGGGAAGUGGUAGUGACCAGUGGGGGUAAACUACGCUGCAAAAGACUGCUGCAUGCUGUUGGUCCUGUGGGUGGGAAAGCAAAUGGGAAGGAGAGGAUGUUACUGGAAAGAACUGUUCGCCGUGCUCUGAGUUUAGCAGAAAUGAUUAAAUUUAAAUCCAUCGCCAUUCCCUGUAUUGGCUCAGGAGUGUUUGGCGUUCCCAUCAUAGUUUGCUCCGAGGCCAUUGUGUCUGCUAUCAAGGAGUUCUGUAGUCAGGGUGAGCUAAGUCUUAAAACAAUUGCACUGAUAGAUGACAGAGGGGAGGUGGUGAGGGCCAUGCAGGAAGCAUGUGACAGGCUUCUUCUGGGGCACCGGGCUGCAUUCCCUACAGAAAGCGAAGGUCCGCUAGGAGUGGAAGUUCAGUUUGAUUCUGCAUGUCAAAGCGUAGCCAGAAGAGCCACUGCUGGUGCUCAGAAGGGCCUUGUCCAUGUGGAGAUUGUUCUGGGGACCAUUGAGAGCCAGCAGACAGAUGCAGUGGUAUCUCCUAUGGUCAACCACGAUCCUCUGUCUACCCGAGUUGGAAAUAUUCUCAGCAAAAAAAUUGGUCUUAAGCGAACUAAAAAGGUUGAACAGGAAUCACGAGAGGAAUCGAUGCCUGGCGACAUCAUACUAGUGGAAGAAUUGACUGGAGUUCCUUUUGGUGCCGUGUUUUUCCUCAGCCUUCUUCCAUGGGAUGAAGAAGACAAUGGAAUUGCCGUCGAGGUUCUCCGACUGGGCAUCAACAAAAUCCUGACUUCCUGUGAGAACAGAGGGUUUGGAUCUGUGGCCCUACCUGCACUCGGGGCUGGCAUUGCCCUUCGUUUUCCGGACGCUCUGAUCGCCAAGGUUUUACAGGAGGAGAUCUGUAAAUUUGAACAGGAGAGAACCACCAGCACACCAGUCCGGGUCUGCAUUGUUCUACAAGAUGAAGAGGCUAUUGAGGCCUUCAUGCAUGUCCAAGAAGAUAUGAACUACAAAAGAUUCACUGGAAAUGAUGUGGAGAGUGACCAAAAUCUGGAAUCCAGUACAAAGAGGAUUGUUCUGCUGGGGAAAACCGGAUCUGGGAAAAGCCACCUAGGUAACACCAUUCUGGGAGAGGACGUUUUUCCUUUAUAUCAUUCUCCUAACUCAGGAACAUAUGCAUGUCAGUCAGAGACAAGAACGGUCCGUGGGAGACGCCUUACUUUGAUCGACACACCUGGUUUCUUCGACACUGCCAGGAGUGAAGAGGAGUUGAUGCCUGAGAUAAUGGGUUGCCUCACUGAGUGUGCGCCUGGACCACACGUCUUUCUCAUUGUGCUCAAAGUGGACAAAUUCACAAAGCACGAGCAACAGCUUAUCACCAAAAUAUGCAAGCAUUUCUCAGAGGAUGCUUUAAAUUAUGCUGUAAUCGUGUUCACUCAUGGUGGCCAGCUCCAAGAAAGGAUGACAAUCGAAGAGUUUGUCAGUCAGAAUACGGAUCUGAGUAAUCUGGUGAGGAAGUGUGGAAGUCGGUGCCAUGUCUUUGAUAAUAAACACUGGAACGGAGAAGACCAAGACGAUUACAGGAGCAACCAGGUCCAGUUGGAGGCGUUCCUUCAAACACUAGACAAGAUGAUGGUGCAAACAAAGGGAUCUUACUACACCAAUGAUGUUCUGCAGCACGUAGAAGAAAAGAUCCAGAAGCAAGAAAAGCAGAUUAGAGAGGUCUCAGUAGAUUUACCCCCACAGGAGGUCAGAAAACAGGCUAAAGCCCUCGUGUCCAAUGAAUUUUUGACAAAGCUAGCAGGUACUGCCACCGGCGCUGUAUUGGGGGCAUUUUUUGGAGUGAGAGCUUUAAUGGAAAUAGUUCUGAAGCUUGUGAACAAUCCAGCCCAACUGAUGAAUCACGUGAGAACCCUGAAGAAGAUGGCACUACCUGCAGCGGGUGUAGCAGGAAGUGAGGUGGCCAUUGCAGCCGUUGGAGUGGUCGCAGGUGUUACUGCAGUAACUGCGGCUGCUGCAGGAGGAAUACGAGGUGGUGCCAUUGGAUAUAAAGUAUCUACGGAAGCAAAAACUCCAAUAGAGGCCAUAGAGAAGACUUAUGAGGCUGUCAUGGAGAACAGAAAUGCGUUAAGGAUGCUUCCACCAAAUUAGUAUUUGGCAUUGGCAGUUGUAAAAACAUGGAGUUUGAUGAAUAUUCUUAUUCUCUGCAAAGUUAUCUUAAAUGUAUUUUUUUGUGCAAUCACUCGCCCCAUUGAGCAGAAUCAUUUCAGUGCCUUUAACCGUGGAAGUUUCAGCAUCAACUAGUUAAACUAGUUUGCCUCUUUAUUUGAAGGAAUGUCUAUGAUUAAACUGCACCUGCAAGCUAUAAUCAGUAGGGGGAACCAUUUAUCUUUUUUUCUCUCUGUUUUUUACAGUUUUUAUUCCUGCUUUUGUAAAGGUACUGAAUGACAUAAUUGUCAUACUGGGUCAUUGUUCCACAAACAUACACUGAUAAGGCACAACAUUAUGACCAGCAUGGGUAUGACUGGUCUUCAGAGGGUUCAGCACUGUUUGUGAUCAACAGAGAAACACUGUGGAUUCUGAUAGCUUUCCUUUUAGUGUGUUGAGACCAAUCAUACAGAAUUACUUGUCUAAGAUAUUGAUUUGUAGUUUUUGUCUAUUUCUAAACAGUUUUUUGUGCUCAUUUAUGUACUUUCAGUGGUGUACUUGUGUUAACAGUUAAGUUUACAGAUUUUUACAUUUUUACCUUGUCUUAGGCGUAUGGGUUUGUUAUUUAACUCUCUAAACCUUUAAAUUCUUCGUGUUCAUUCUUUCACAUAAUUUAUCAAUGUGUGCUCCAAGCUUUUUUGUCUGUUUUCAAAUCAGAUUAUGCCUUUGAAAAUUAAACAUUUUUGUUAGUCUAGGCAAAACUUUGUGUUAUAACUUUAUUUGAAAGAUAAUAAAAAGAAACACAGGCAUAAACACUGAA
Girardinichthys multiradiatus is the source of this 3899-nucleotide messenger RNA. RefSeq lists its product as uncharacterized. The coding region runs from base 56 to 3082 and encodes 1008 amino acids. The transcript is spliced from 7 exons. The record is from RefSeq and is a predicted model, not a curated record. Gene Ontology annotation, molecular function: GTP binding. NCBI's taxonomy places the organism in Eukaryota, Metazoa, Chordata, Actinopteri, Cyprinodontiformes, Goodeidae.